Grus americana (Whooping crane) is the source of this 4641-nucleotide messenger RNA. It is a transcript of the gene CORO2A, whose product is annotated as coronin 2A. Gene Ontology annotation, molecular function: actin filament binding. NCBI's taxonomy places the organism in Eukaryota, Metazoa, Chordata, Aves, Gruiformes, Gruidae. Gene Ontology annotation, biological process: actin filament organization. The transcript is spliced from 12 exons. The record is from RefSeq and is a predicted model, not a curated record. Bases 113 to 1717 code for a protein of 534 amino acids.
CCAAGAGGACCUGGAGACCCAUCCCUGGUGAGGCAGGACAGCAGCCACUCUUUGAAACAUCCGGGACUGGCCUCCUCUUGAUGCACAACAGACACUCUGGUCUCUUGCUCCCAUGGCAGGAAGACACCAGAGCGAUAAUGCGAUGUCGUGGCACCCACAGUACCGCAGUUCCAAGUUCCGCCAUGUGUAUGGCAAGGCCGCCAGCAAGGAGAAGUGCUACGACUGCGUGCCCAUCACCCGUAACGUCCAUGACAACCACUUCUGCGCUGUGAACCCCCACUUUAUUGCGGUGGUGACUGAGUGUGCAGGUGGGGGGGCCUUCCUCGUCAUUCCCAUCCACCAGACAGGAAAGCUUGACCCACAUUAUCCCAAAAUAUGUGGGCACAAAGGGAAUGUUUUGGACAUCAAGUGGAACCCAUUCAAUGACUUUGUAAUAGCUUCAUGUUCAGAAGAUGCCACAGUUAAAAUCUGGGACAUCCCCAAGCACUUGCUAACAAGAAACAUUACCAGUCCAAAGAAGGAGCUUCUUGGGCAUGUUCGAAGAGUGGGCCUCAUUGAAUGGCAUCCCACUGCUAAUAACAUCCUCUUCAGCUCCGGCUAUGACUACAAGAUAAUGAUCUGGAACCUUGACACUAAGGAGGCUGUCAUCUCGAACCCAGUGAAGAUCCUUGAUGCUCACAAAGAUGUGGUCCUCUCCAUGUCGUUCAACACAGAUGGCAGUCUCCUUGCCACAGCUUGUAGGGACAGAAAGAUACGUCUGAUAGAUCCUCGUGCAGGAACAGUCCUACAAGAAGCCAGCUACAAGUCUCACAGAGUCAAUAAAGUCUUGUUCCUUGGAAACGUGAAAAAGCUGUUCUCUACUGGAACGUCUCGGUGGAAUAAUAGGCAAAUUGCAUUAUGGGAUCAAAAUGACCUUUCUGUGCCUUUACUGGAGGAAGAUCUGGAUGGCUCCUCAGGACUCCUGUUUCCUUUCUAUGACUCAGACACACACAUGCUUUAUGUUGUGGGAAAGGGUGAUGGAAAUAUACGGUACUAUGAGAUAAGCCCUGAGAAACCGUACCUGAACUACCUGAUGGAAUAUCGUUCUCAUUUACCACAGAAGGGAAUUGGAAUGAUGCCAAAGAGGGGACUUGAAGUGUCAGCUUGUGAGAUUUUCCGUUUCUACAAACUGAUCCCAACUAAAAGCCUGAUUGAGCCCAUCUCCAUGAUUGUGCCUCGACGGUCGGAGUCAUACCAGGAAGACAUCUACCCCUUGACCACAGGAGCCCAGCCAGCACUGACAGCACAGGAGUGGCUGAACGGAGUUAACAAAGGGCCUCUCUUGGUAUCUUUGAGACCAGGCUCUGGAGCUGUGAAUGCCUCACCACAGUUUCUUGAGCCAGAGCCACUCAUGAAAACUACUGACCUAAGCCAGCAGCAGGGUCGAGGAGGAAGGAUACUGCUGGAGGACAUGCAGAAGCCAAGUGAGAUCGAAGACAGCAGAAAACAGCUGAAAGUGGAGGAGAAGUUGCCGAAAAAUGAGCAAAUACGCCUCUCCAAUGGCUUUGACAUAUUUGAGUGUCCACCACCGAAAACUGAAAAUGAGCUCUUGCAGAUGUUUUACCGGCAACAGGAAGAAAUCCGUAGACUACGUGAGGUGGUAAACCAGAGGGAUGUCCAAAUUAAACAGCUGGAGCUGGAGCUUAGAAACCUCUGCAUGGACGCAGGCCGUUACUGAGGGUGCUGGCCUGCAGCUCUUUGCACCCCUGGCAACUGGAGCAGACUGUAAUUCCUGUGAAUAACAGCUCCUAGGGUUUUUGCUGGGGGAAAAAUUGAUGCUUUGGGCAGCAUGGACUUCCCUGGCUUGUGGUGGUCACAUUUCCCUAAUCAACACCAGACAGUUAUUGAUGGACUUGCUGCACUUCUUCAGGCUCCCCUUGCUUGCCUGCUCACUCAUGUCAGAAGCUCAUGCAUUAAUGACAGUGAAAGACUUUGGAAAAUCUUGCUCUUCUGGUCCUGGAGAAGCCACCCGUUAAGCUCUAGGAACAACCUGUUCUGCUACCCCUCCACACAACAUGUGGGUGGGAGACUGAAGGCAGCUGCCAGAUUCUUUUCCCACUCCUGGACCCACCAGUGUGGCUCCCAUGGCCGCUGUCCUCCUGCCCUGGGAGGCCACUCCGCAGCUGAGCUUCAGAGGCACCUCUAGCUCUGAAGCGAUCCUCGUGCACCCCUCUCGCCUCACAGCUUGGCCCUGCAGCCAAGUGGCUAGGCAAAGCCGUGGCUGCCCUGACCUGGUGCUGGGGAUAGUCCCGCUCUGAGCGGGAGGCUGCACUGGGGCUGCCAAGGGCCAGCGCUUUUGUGAUAGAUAAAGGAGAGUUGGUGUUUGGAGGUCCUACCUUAAAGGGGUAGCGAUGUGGGCUGAUUCUCACCAGAGAAGCUGCAGGUGCAGCAGAGGUCUCUGGGUCCUUUGAGUCAGCAGCUGCCUUUCCCUCCCUUUGCCAAAGACCAGCCACAGUCACCUGGGGACCAUGGUCCUGUGGUGCUCAUCAGACAAAUGAAUCUGCCCACACUGUUGGUGCCGGGGGAUUUGCCAAGAGGGAUUAAAAGGAUGACGGGGGGGUUGGACCCUCAGCCCACUGCUGACCUUUCAGCAAUGGUGCUAGAAGUGUGGUGUCAGUGACAGGAGGAUCACAGGACCGUGGCUGGUCACAAACAGCCCUCCCUGGUUGCUGGACUAUUGCUUGUCCUUUUGCCCGCAGCUGCUGCUUCCUUAGCUCCCAUGUGCCAGCGCCUUGUCCCACGCCUGCAGCCACUGACAGCUGCAGGGUCGUGCUUCCCAGCUGUGUCACCCACCCCCCUGCAUCCUCCAGGGCUGCCCCAUCCCAUCUCCCCAAGCCCUACAGCCACACUCAUCUGUGCCCUUCAGCACCAGCUCUCUAGCUCGCUGCCUUCCCCAGCCCUUUGCUUAGGGGAAGAGCAGCUGCAGGAUGCAGGUCCCAUCCUUGGUUUCAGGGCUGGCACCUGUGACCAGUUUUAUGCAGUCUGCCCGCAAUGUGCAGAGCUGGGCCAGCGGCAGCACGGAGGGAGUGCCCACACCUGCCCGCCUCGUCGGUGCCUGAGGGUCUGCUCUCAUUUGUUCUUGUGUGGGGCAAGAGAGCACACUGUCAGUUGUCCCCAAAGCACAGCAGCCUCGGAGGGGAAAUGUUUUUCCUUGCCCCAAAUGCAGAGCUCAUGGAGAUGUCUUAAACCCAAGCAGCGCAAGCAACCACUGUUUAAUCUGUAACUGUGCACCUCUGUUGUGACAUGUAUAGGAAUGAAUACUAUGCUUUGCUAGUUCCCUGAAGCUUAAUGAUUUCCCAAGGUAUAAAAAGAAAAAAAAGAAAAUCUCCGUAGUCAGAAAUUCCCACAAACAGGACUCCUUAGCAAGGGGACCUAAAGGCUGUGCACUGCCUGUGCUCGUGUGAGAUACCCCUCUGGUUAUCCCUGAAAGCAAUAGCCAGCAGGGAGCUCAAGGGCACUAAAAACUCUUAUAUGAGAAUCACACAAAGAUUUCUGCAUCCCUUUUGCUCUGCUGCAAAGACUUUACCCAGCUUUCAAAAAUAUUUCAUUCAUUUCUAAAUAGCAACAACAGAUGUGGGUGCUAAAAAGUCACAAAUACUGUUUCUUUCUGCAGCAUUACAGAGAGGGGGUAGAUGUUAAUGCUCUUCAGGAAGAGUCCUUUAGCAUCAGCCACUUAUUUAACAUCACUCUUUUGGUAAAAAAUAAUAUAACAAAGUUGUUGAAACAAACUUCAGCUCAUUUCAGAUCCUCCAGAAUGGACUUUCCUGUGCCCUGGGAACACUCGGCAGUAUGCAGUUACAUGGAAAAGCAGCUCACCCCAGAUACAGAGCUUUAAUCCAAACACAUGAAUCUUACACCAGAAGUGGUCAGGCUUUCUCACCAAAGAGAAGAGCUACGUAAGAAAUCAAGAAGCUCACCGUUUUUUCAGCCAUGUCAUUCAGGCCUGACAGCUUCAAACUUCAAAGCUAUUUUCAUAGAGGGUAGUCCCAGGGAUACCCACUCUGGUUUUCAAGUUGUCAUUAUCAUAAGGAAGAGCACUUGACACAGCCUCAGCAGUCCAGGGGAUACAACACUUUCCUUGUCACCAUAUGUGUUUUAUUUGCUGGAUUUUUUUUUUCUUAUUUUUAAUACAGAAUAAAUUAUUUAAAUUAUUUCCAAGUUAAUGUAAUUUUUCCAGGGGAUUUUUAAAUCCUCCUAAGGACUGUUUCUUUGUUAUCCUAUGACUGGCUAGCAUAGAAAAUGGUUGGACACUAUGGUUCUUAUCUUAGGGUUGUAUUGAUUUCAGCAUUUCUGGAAAAGAAGUUGCUUUCAUUUAGGCUUUGCUGGCAACAUUUGAUAAGGCAAGACUAUUUAAUCAAAACUUCUUUUUUAGACAUUAUGCCUGUAAAAGCGUAGACUGUGAAAUGUAUUUCAAUUUGGAGCUUAAGUGCAACCAUAAAUCUUUCACACAGAGAAAAAAAGUGGAGGAAGUGGAGUUAUGUGUUAAUGAACUGUGCCUAAAUAGACUUAAGUGAUCAUUUUAAGUUUCUAAAAUUCCUAACAGCUUUGUAAAAAACUGUAAAACAUGGGGAUAAAAACCAAAUUUGUGCAAUGAAAAGCAAA